Molecule: messenger RNA, 3744 nt
Organism: Camellia sinensis
Lineage: Eukaryota; Viridiplantae; Streptophyta; Magnoliopsida; Ericales; Theaceae
Gene: UPL7
Product: ubiquitin-protein ligase 7
Biological process (GO): protein polyubiquitination; ubiquitin-dependent protein catabolic process
Molecular function (GO): ubiquitin protein ligase activity
Source: RefSeq, a predicted model, not a curated record
UUAAAAAAUACAGACCUUUAUGGAACUUACCAAACAAGCGCGAGAUAAUGGAUGGGAACGAUCAUCACAAUGAUAUUUGUUCUUUUCUUCAUGCUCACUCUGGAUAGAAUUAUCAAGUCUUUGACAAAUUGAUAUAUACCCACAUUUAUAAUCUCAGCCCCAACCUCAAGCAAGCUCACAACUACAAGAAGACCUAUGUUUGGUAGUCCUCCCUGACCUUCAUGGACAAACCCAGAAAAACCCAGUUGGGUUGAUUGGGUAAUUGAUUGGUCGAUCAGGUUUCAUUGAGAGGAGCGAGUGUGAAGGAGAUUACAAGGGAUGCUCUUCUUGAGAGGGUCUCCCAAGAAAGGGAGCUCCGUAAUUAUACGCGCCGGGCUACGGCAUCUGCGAUCUUUAUCCAGAAAGUUUGGAGGCGGUAUAGUGUGACGAAGAUAGUGGCUGGACAGCUCCAAGAGGAGUGGGCAAUGAUGGUGGACUGUCAUGCCAUUUCCGUAACCAGAUCAUGGAUUUCAAACAGUUUCUUGAGACCUUUUCUUUUCUUUGUUACAUGUUUAUCAACUCGAUGUCAGAAGAUACAAACUCAAGACAUAUAUUGUAUGCGGACUUGCUUCAGAAUUUUAUUGGAAAGCAUGAACUCAACCGACCCACAGAAAAAUUUCUGCUCUUUGGCAAUAGGUACAGUAGAAGAAAGAAGGGUAUGGAUUUAUCAAGCACGGAGGCUCAUUUCUCUAUGCUUAUUUAUUCUUGGAAAAUGUGACAACUCCCACCAAGCGAGUCAAGAUAUUGUUGCUCUUACAUCUCUAGCAAUGCGUCUUGCCGUUGUCUUGACUGAUCUGAAGGGUUGGAAAAGCAUUGCUGAUGAUAAACUUCAGGAUGCAGACAUAGCAGUGAAGGAUUUGAUUCAGUUUAUGGGGAGUAAGAAAAGUGGACUGUACAAUCAUGUUAGAAGCUACACUGAAAAUUUGGAUGCUCCUUUUUCUUUGCAAAUGAAUUGUUCUAGCCCAACUGAUGAUCGGUUCUUGAUUACUGCAACUGCACUAACUUUAGUUUUACGUCCCAUUCAAACUGCAAACUUAAAUGACCUCAGCGACUUGGAUGGGCAUUAUGCUGCUGAGCAGUACUGUGCGUUUCUACUUACAAUCCCUUGGCUUGCUCAACGCCUACCUGCAGCGCUCUUACCUGCUCUGCAGCACAAGUCUAUUUUAUCACCUUGCUUCAGGACUAUACUGAUCCUGAAAGAGAAAAUUUUGAAGGAGAUUUCAGAGUUGGAUCAGGUAAAAGUCUUAUCUCAUUCCAAGGCGAUGCCACAAGUCGGUUGGCUUCUUGCAAAUGUUAUAUGCCUUGCAACAGUGAGUGACAACAAUUCUGGGAUUCCUAUAAAGUUCACUCAAGGCUUAGACUGUGCUUCCUAUAUCCAUGUUGUCAUCAUCCUUUCAGAGAACUUACUAACUUGGUUUGAGAAUGCUGGAUGGAUAAGAAAGGAGAACCAACAAUUCGAGUGCCAUUUUGAAACUUCUGCAGAUUCUAUUAAUACACUGCUCUGCGGAACUCGGACAUUUUGUGAGUCCUUGAAGAUGUCAUACAUUGACUUUUAUAAGCCUGUUUAUCAGCAGUGGCAUCUUCUGAAACUACUAGCCUUGGAGAAAGAUGCUUAUGUUCAUGGGGUUGAUAAUCCGCUGCCAAACAAUCUGGUAUAUCUAGAGAAUUGUGAUCUGCUUAAUGUUGCAUAUUAUUAUUCUUACAUGCUAAGAAUAUUUUCGGUGCUGAAUCCUGUGGUUGGGUCAUUACCUGUUCUUAACAUGCUGUCUUUUACUCCUGGAUUUCUUGUUAAUCUAUGGGGAGCACUGGAAAGAUCCAUGUUUCCUGGAAAAAGUCCUUUUGCCGAGGAUAAUAAUCUUUCUGGAAAAAAGAAUGACGGGGUUAGUGAGAGAAAGAAAACACGGGCAGGUAAGGAUGCAGCCAAUAAAUGGGCUGCUGUAUUACAUAAAAUCACUGGUAAAGCAGAUGUUGAUUAUAUAGGUUCAGUAGAGAGUCAACCUAAACCUAACCAGGUUGAUGAAUAUUUAUCUGAUAUAUGGGACAUAGAGCCUUUGAGGCAUGGUCCAGAAGGUGUAUCAAAAGAUAAUUCGUGUCUACUUCAUCUAUUCUGUGCUUCCUACUCACACCUGCUGUUAGUUCUUGAUGACAUAGAGUUCUAUGAAAAACAGGUUCCUUUCACAUUAGAGCAGCAACGAAGAAUUGCAUCGGUGCUUAAUACAUUAGUGUAUAAUGCCUUGUCCCAUAGUAUCAGCCAGCAUAGUAAACCUCUUAUGGAUGCUGCAAUCCGAUGCCUGCAUCUGUUGUAUGAAAGGGAUUGCAGGCACCGGUUUUGUCCUCCUACUUUGUGGCUUUCACCUGCUAAAAAGAAUCGGCCUCCAAUCGCAGUAGCUGCUAGAACUCAUGAAGUUUUAUCAGCUACUCUAAGAGUGGAUGAUGCUUUGACCCUUCCAAGCAUGGGUUCCGUUAUCACUACUACCCCACAUGUCUUUCCAUUUGAAGAAAGAGUUCAAAUGUUCAGAGAAUUUAUCAACAUGGACAAAGCAUCUCGAAGAAUGGCCGGUGAAGUUCUUGGACCUGGUUCACGAUCAGUCGAGAUAGUAAUUCGCCGUGGUCAUAUUGUUGAGGAUGGUUUUCAACAAUUAAAUUCUCUUGGGUCAAGGUUGAAAUCUAGCAUCCAUGUCUCAUUUGUUAGUGAAUCUGGCCUUCCAGAGGCUGGCCUGGAUUAUGGUGGGUUGUCUAAGGAGUUUUUGACUGAUAUAGCAAAAGCAGCCUUUGCCCCUGAGUAUGCGCUAUUCUCUCAGACCUCAACUUCAGACAGACUCCUAAUUCCUAAUACGGCUGCAAGAUUUCUAGUGAAUGGUAUCCAGAUGAUUGAGUUUCUUGGAAGAGUUGUCGGCAAAGCUCUGUAUGAAGGAAUAUUGCUAGAUUAUUCAUUUUCACAUGUUUUUGUACAAAAGUUGUUAGGCCGCUAUAGCUUUCUUGAUGAACUAUCUACACUUGAUCCUGAGCUCUACAGGAAUCUCAUGUAUGUCAAGCAUUAUGACGGUGAUGUCAAGGAACUCUGUCUGGAUUUCACAGUUACAGAAGAAUCACUUGGUAAAAGGCAUAUUAUUGAGCUUAAACCAGGUGGUAAGGAUGUGUAUGUAACAAAUGAGAACAAGUUGCAGUACAUUCAUGCAAUGGCAGACUAUAAACUUAACCGACAGAUAUUGCCUUUAUCAAAUGCAUUCUAUAGAGGGUUGACAGAUCUUAUCGCCCCAUCUUGGUUGAAGUUAUUUAAUGCAAGUGAAUUUAAUCAGUUGCUUUCAGGUGGGAAACAUGACAUUGAUGUUGAUGAUUUAAGAAAUAACACACGAUACACUGGUGGUUAUACUGAAGGGAGUCGGACCAUUAAAAUCUUUUGGGAGGUAAUCACAGGAUUCGAACCAAAAGAGCGAUGUUUGCUUCUUAAGUUUGUAACAAGUUGUUCUCGAGCUCCUUUACUUGGGUUCAAGUACUUGCAGCCAACCUUUACCAUUCAUAAGGUUGCAUGCGAUGUGCCGCUUUGGGCAACAUUUGGAGGGCAGGAUGUGGACCGGCUUCCAUCAGCUUCUACAUGCUACAAUACUCUCAAGCUUCCAACAUAUAAACGGGCAAGCACUUUGAGAGCCAAGCUUCUAUAUGCUAUCAAUUCUAAUGCAGGAUUUGAACUUUCAUAGAAAUCCU